GAUGGUAUUGUUAUAGUGUAAAUAGAAUGCAAUGUGAUGGUUUGGAUGUUAUAUGUUUGUGGCUGAUUUUAUUUAUGGUGUAAUCAAUAGCAUACUUGUUUACAUAUCUCUUAGACUACAAUGUUUGUGAUUUUGUUAGAUGAAGAAAAAAACCAAAGCCGCAAUUCUUGCAUCAGUUGCAUCUGUCCUCCUUGUGGGGGUUGCAUUGUUAAAGAAAUUACGACGUAGACGUAGAGAUCUGCCUAGGGCGCCUUAUGUUAACCAUGCCGCCGAGAGAGAGGAAUACAUAAAUAGUGUUUUGCAUGGAAGUGAGAGACAUUGUGUGAAUCAACUUAGGAUGAAGCCUAUAGCUUUCCACCACUUAUGUCACAUCCUCACUGAGGGGGAGCACGUACGUCCGACUGUUCACAUGUCUGUUACGGAGCAAGUGUUCAUUUUCUUGCACAUUAUUGGUCAUAAUGUGAGGUUUCGUGUAAUGGGUGGUCGGAUCUAUAGAUCAACUGAGACUGUUCAUAGAUACUUCAAAGUUGUCCUUAGGGGGGUCCUGAAAUUAUAUAGAGCUCUAAUAAGACUGCGUAGCGAAGAUACACCUCCAGAGAUAAGGAAUAGCAGAAGGUUUUACCCAUAUUUUAAGGAUUGUGUUGGAGCAAUAGAUGGUACACAUGUUCGUGCAUCUGUGCCACCUGAAAUACAAGGAAGAUUUCGUGGUCGCAAAGAUGGAACCACGCAAAAUGUGUUAGUUGCCAUUAGUUUCGACUUAAAGUUCACUUAUGUGUUGGCUGGAUGGGAAGGCAGUGCACAUGAUUCACGUGUAUUAAAUGAUGCAUUUGCUAGGCCAGGGGGAUUUUCAAUUCCCAAUGGUAAAUUUUAUCUUGGUGAUGCUGGGUAUGGUAAUAAAAAUGGAAUAUUGUCACCGUAUCGGAGUGUACGAUAUCACUUGAAAGAGUUUAGUGAUCGUCCUCCUGAGAAUGCGCAAGAAUUGUUCAAUCUCCGACACUCUUCAUUGAGAACUACCAUUGAGCGAGGGUUUGGAGUGGUGAAAAAACGUUUUCAAGUGUUGGAUGCAGAACCAUAUUGGUCUUUCCCAACCCAAGUGAAAGUAGUGUUAGCGUGUUGUGUGGUUCAUAAUCACAUUAUGGGGGUUGAACCAAAUGACCAUAUUAUGGAAGAUGCAAUGAACCAAGUAGAGCUUAGUGACCACCAAGAAGAAACACAAUCCCGUCGGGAGUCCGUCGAAGAUAGUAGAUCAUGGAAUGCUAAGAGAGAUGAGAUAUGUCAAGCCAUGUGGUCUGAUUAUAUCAGGAGUGGAGAGUAG
Messenger RNA from Quercus robur (English oak), 1315 nucleotides. RefSeq lists its product as uncharacterized. Bases 140 to 1315 code for a protein of 391 amino acids. NCBI's taxonomy places the organism in Eukaryota, Viridiplantae, Streptophyta, Magnoliopsida, Fagales, Fagaceae. The transcript is spliced from 3 exons. The record is from RefSeq and is a predicted model, not a curated record.